Molecule: messenger RNA, 3457 nt
Organism: Echinops telfairi (small Madagascar hedgehog)
Lineage: Eukaryota; Metazoa; Chordata; Mammalia; Afrosoricida; Tenrecidae
Gene: MTHFD1L
Product: methylenetetrahydrofolate dehydrogenase (NADP+ dependent) 1 like
Exons: 29
Coding region: 334-3075 (913 amino acids)
Biological process (GO): tetrahydrofolate interconversion
Cellular component (GO): mitochondrion; cytosol
Molecular function (GO): formate-tetrahydrofolate ligase activity; methylenetetrahydrofolate dehydrogenase (NADP+) activity; ATP binding
Source: RefSeq, a predicted model, not a curated record
GCUGAUGGUAUUGAGGCUUUGGUUUUUCCUUCGAAUCUUUCCGAAUGUUGCAUUUCUCCUUUUUUUAGUUGUGGCAACUGUCCAUAAAGUUGCGUUUGAGUGUGCUUUCUCCGGGUGUGUUCAGAGCAGCGCACCUGAAGCUGCCGCGCUGUUUACACCACACCCAACAGCAUCUCGGGCCGAUGCUCACGCGGGCGCCCCUCUGGUGGGCAUCCCUAUGAACGGUUGCCCUACACAGCACAUGACAGACGUUAACUAACCACCAGUCUUGUUCCAGAACGUUCUCUUCAUCUCAAAGGAAACACAGAAUCAGCCUGGCCUCUGUUUUUGGCGAUGCGAGGAGAGGCAGUCCCAGACACCUUGCAAGACGUCGUUCAGAAUUCAAAAGAAGUGCUGGGUUUGCUGCAGGAGAAAAACCCGUCAUUUAAGCCGGUUCUGGCCAUCAUUCAGGCCGGCGAAGAUAACUUCAUGCAGGAAACGAACCAGCACCUGGCAGCGGAGGUGGGUCUGGACAUCACCCACAUCUGCCUCCCUCCAGACAGCGGUGAGGAUGAGAUCAUAGAUGAGAUCCUGAAGGUGAAUGAGGACACCCGAGUCCACGGUCUUGCCCUUCAGAUCCCUGAGAACUCGUUCAGCAACAAAGUGCUCAAUGCCUUGAAGCCAGAAAAGGACGUGGACGGAGUGACAGAUAUCAACCUUGGGAAGCUGGUGCGUGGGGACGCCCAUGAAUGCUUCAUCUCGCCGGUUGCCAGAGCCGUUAUCGAACUUCUUGAAAAAUCAGACGUGGACUUCAAUGGAAAGAAGGUCUUGGUCAUCGGCGCCCAUGGGUCUUUGGAGGCGGCCUUGCACUGUCUGUUCCAGAGGAAGGGCUCGCUGACCAUGAGCUGCCGCUGGGACGUGCCGCAGCUGCAGAGCAAGCUCCAGGAGGCUGACAUCGUGGUACUGGGCUCACCCAAGCCGGAAGACAUCCCCCUCAGUUGGAUACAGCCAGGAACUACCAUUCUCAAUUGUUCUCACGAUGCUUCAGCCGGGAAGCUUGAAUGCGGGUCACCCCAGGUCCAUCCGAGUGGCCUCCUCGUGCAAGAUGACGUGAGCCUCCUGGCUGCAGCGCUGCGGAUUCAGAACGUGGUCAGUAGCGGACGGCGGUGGCUCCGUGAGCAGCAGUACACGCGGUGGAGACUGCACUGUUUGAAACUCCAGCCUCUCUCUCCUGUCCCAAGCGACAUCGAGAUUUCCAGAGCUCAGACUCCCAAAGCGGUGGAGGUCCUUGCCAAGGAGAUAGGCUUGCUUGCAGAUGAAAUCGAAAUCUACGGGAAAAGCAAAGCGAAAGUCCGGUUGUCUGUGCUGGAAAGGUUAAGGGAUCAAGCAGAUGGAAAAUACGUCUUAGUGGCCGGGAUCACGCCCACCCCUCUGGGCGAAGGGAAGAGCACCGUGACAGUUGGGCUGGUCCAGGCCCUGACCGCACAUCUCAACGUCAACUCCUUCGCCUGUCUCAGGCAGCCUUCUCAGGGACCCACGUUCGGUGUCAAAGGAGGCGCCGCGGGAGGCGGGUAUGCCCAGGUCAUCCCCAUGGAGGAGUUCAACCUUCACCUGACGGGGGACAUCCACGCCAUCACUGCGGCCAACAACUUGCUGGCAGCCGCCAUUGACACAAGGAUUUUACACGAAAAUACGCAAACAGAUAAGGCCCUGUACAACCGGCUGGUGCCAUUGGUGAACGGCGUGCGGGCGUUUUCAAAAAUCCAGCUUGCUCGAUUGAAAAAACUGGGCAUCCACAAGACUGACCCUAGCCUGCUGACGGAGGAGGAGGUCAACAGAUUCGCCCGCCUCAGCAUCGACCCCGCGACCAUCACCUGGCAGAGAGUGCUGGACACAAAUGACCGGUUUCUCCGAAAAAUAACGAUUGGGCUGGGAAAGGCGGAAAAGGGGUGCUCCCGCCAGGCGCAGUUUGACAUUGCUGUGGCCAGUGAGAUCAUGGCGGUGCUGGCCCUGACCAACGGCCUCCCGGACAUGAAGGAGCGGCUGGGGCGGAUGGUGGUGGCCAGCGACAAGAGCGGGCGGCCUGUGACGGCAGACGAUUUGGGGGUGACGGGGGCUCUCACAGUCUUGAUGAAAGAUGCCAUCAAACCGAAUCUGAUGCAGACCCUGGAAGGCACACCGGUAUUUGUGCACGCCGGCCCCUUUGCCAAUAUUGCACAUGGCAACUCCUCAGUGCUGGCUGACAAAAUCGCCCUGAAGCUGGUUGGGGAAGAAGGAUUCGUGGUGACAGAAGCUGGCUUCGGGGCUGACAUUGGGAUGGAGAAGUUCUUCAACAUCAAGUGCCGCGCCUCCGGCUUGGUGCCCAACGUGGUCGUGCUGGUGGCCACAGUGCGGGCCCUGAAGAUGCACGGGGGCGGGCCGAAUGUCACUGCGGGCGUCCCUCUUAAGAAAGAAUACACAGAGGAGAACGUUCAGCUGGUGGCGGAUGGCUGCUGUAACCUCCAGAAGCAGAUUCAGAUCGCUCAGCUCUUCGGGGUUCCUGUCGUCGUGGCUCUGAACGUCUUCAAGACCGACACCCGUGCCGAGAUCGACUUGGUGUGUGAGCUGGCGAAGCGGGCGGGGGCCUUCGACGCUGUCCCCUGCCACCACUGGUCAGUUGGUGGGAGGGGGUCGGUAGACCUGGCCCGGGCCGUGAGAGAGGCUGCCAACAAGAGGAGCCGUUUCCAGUUCCUGUACGAUGUCCAGCUCCCGAUUGCGGAAAAAAUCCGAACCAUUGCCCAGGCUGUCUACGGAGCCAAAGAUAUAGAGCUCUCACCCGAGGCUGAAUCCAAAAUAGACCGUUACACUCAACAGGGUUUUGGGAAUCUGCCCAUCUGCAUGGCAAAGACCCACCUGUCUCUGUCUCACGAGCCUGACAAGAAGGGUGUGCCCAGGGGCUUCAUCUUGCCCAUCAGCGAUGUCCGGGCCAGCAUCGGCGCUGGGUUCAUCUACCCUCUGGUCGGAACGAUGAGCACCAUGCCAGGACUACCCACAAGACCCUGCUUUUACGACAUUGACCUGGACACAGAGACCGAGCAGGUUCAAGGCUUGUUCUAAGCGCAGCCUCCCGAGGACCUCGUGUUAGGCUCCUGAAAACCCCAACGACUCUUUGCCUUUCGCCGCAGAAGAUGGGGAGCUAAGCAGUGCCUGGCACGCGGCACUGGAGGAGUGGAGACAUGGGCCAAGGCGGUACCCCUGGUUCAGGAGGAGUUCUGUGUUACAGAGCGAAGUGUUCAGCCAAAGGACCUACGCCGGCCUUGAAAGGACGCCUGUAUUUCCUCCUCCCGCCAGGUUUACCUUCUGCUGCUUGCUCUUUACAGUGUUUGUUUGAGGCCACUGAAGGGUCCAAGCGUGUGAACUGAAGGGGACCAUUUUCCACGAUGGGGUUUUAUAUACUUUCCCCCCCCUUUGAACCCCAAAUAAACGUGUAUCUGGAAAA